Molecule: messenger RNA, 511 nt
Organism: Drosophila suzukii
Lineage: Eukaryota; Metazoa; Arthropoda; Insecta; Diptera; Drosophilidae
Product: cystatin-like protein
Molecular function (GO): cysteine-type endopeptidase inhibitor activity
Source: RefSeq, a predicted model, not a curated record
AAAGCUUCAGUAGUCGGUUCUCAAUCGUCGAGACCGGAACAUGAAAAGAGUAAUAUAGCAUUACAUUUCUUAGUGAAUACUUCGUUAAAUUUUGCUGCCAUAGCCAUGUCCACCGGAUCAAUUCCAGGUGGUAUCACCCAGCUGGAGGGGGAUAGGAAGAAGGAGGCCCUGGAUCUCCUGAAUGCCACCCUCACCCAGUUGGCCGCCGGAGAUGGUCCCAUCUACAAGGUAAUUAAAGUGAUCUCCGUGACGGGUCAGGUUGUUGCUGGAACUCUCAACACCUACGAGGUUGAACUGGAUAAUGGAUCCGUCAAAAAGCAGGCUACUGUUAAGAUCUGGACUCAGCCCUGGCUGAAGGAGGACGGCACCAACAUCAAGAUCAAGAUUGCCGGUGAAGAUGGAGAGCUCGACCGCACUUUUUAAAAUAAUAUAGGACUGAAUAUAACCUGUGAAAUAUGCAUAUGUUUGAGGUAUCUACUCUAUUCCUACGAAAUACAUAAGUAUUGUAUUA